UCAUAUUUACACUAGCCUCAGACGCGUCCCGCCGUACAAGUGGCUGUGGUGCGGGCGCCGCCGCAAGCGACACGCGCGCGGCACGCUGCGCUCGCGCUCAGACUCUACCGCGAACUCCGAUCUGCUCAGUUCUACUCAUGCUAGAAGAUCGCAUUCUGUGGCUACGGUCCUGAACCGCACGGGCAGCAGCAGCGUGCCCCGCGGCGGCGGCGGCGGCGCGGGCGCGGCGGGCGCGGCGCGGCGCUCGCAGCUGGUGGUGCUGGCGCCGCGCGCCUGA
Trichoplusia ni (cabbage looper) is the source of this 277-nucleotide messenger RNA. RefSeq names its product cardioacceleratory peptide receptor-like. NCBI's taxonomy places the organism in Eukaryota, Metazoa, Arthropoda, Insecta, Lepidoptera, Noctuidae. The record is from RefSeq and is a predicted model, not a curated record. Gene Ontology annotation, cellular component: membrane.